GAGCUAACAGUGGGCUAACAUGAAGUGAGUCCCAGCAGCUCAAGUGUGUGUCUUCAGUCUCAGAGCUUGCAGGAAGUGCAGCUCGGGUGCCUCUCCACUCGUCUCAUCAAUGCAGCUUUCAUUCUCCCGUGGUGGGGCAAGAUGGAAGCUGUACAAAAGGACCACUGGUACUUUGUGGUACUCAUCUUUCUCCCUUUUCUCCGAGUUGCUGUCCAGCAGAAAGAGGCCGUCACAGUCCGGCUGGAGGAAGGGAUGAUCCUCAACUGUCUGUGCCCCUGGAAAGGCAACCUCAGCAUGGUGUCCUGGACCAAAAUACCCGAAAAGUAUCCAAUAGCCGUGUUCCACCCAGAGCACGGCUCGGCCUUCUCUCUCCACCACAGGGAGAGGAUAGAGUUCCUGAGAAAGACGCCGAUGGACGGAAGCAUUUCCAUGAGGAACGUCACUCAUCAGGACAUCGGGAUUUACCACUGCUCAGUUCAGACGUUCCCUCGAGGACCCUGGACCACGAGUGCUCAGGUUGAGGAUUUAGAUGAGCCACCUGAAGAAGGAGAAGAUGAUGAUGAUGAUGAAGAAGAUACCGUCGAGCCUCCAACCACAGAGGUUAAUGUGGUAGAUGUAGAGUUGGUGGCGGAGCAGGACAGCAACAUGACUAUCGGCUGCAACCAUAAGCAUGACGGCACCGUUUACCAGGCCCUGCUGGAGAGGAUGCCACACGGCCAUCUCUGGGGCAUCAUCGGCGUGUGCAAGCAGGUGGAGGGGGGCCUGGUGAGGGAGGACUACAGUGACAGGGGGCAGGUCAGCUGUGCCGACAGCCUGGAUGUCAAUCUGCAUCUGACAGGUGUUGUGCCGGAUGAUGGGGGUUUCUACCGCUGCACUUUCAACACAGAUGCAGGGGUGCGGACCACCACUGUGCAGCUCACGGUUGUCACUCCAGGUGGAUUCAGCCUGUCUCUGUACAUGAUGUAUAUUUACAUCGGGGCUGGAGGUGCAGGGCUUCUUCUAGUCAUAGUCGUCCUCAUACUAGCGUUAAGGCAAAGGAAGAAGAGCAGGAGAGAGGAGUACCGAGUCAAACUUCACCCGUCUCAGAGACAGAAAUGGAGGCAGUGGCAGUAAUGGAUAUGCGGACUAUUCCGCUAGGAAACCAGACAAAUGUGGACAAGUUAGACAUGUCAACAUAAAGGGACAAUGUAGUUUUGGAAUCACAUUUUUCUUUUCUUGCUGUUCCUGAUUUAAAAAGUAUCAAUUUGAGUGCGUUACUUGUGAAACAUCGAGUUCGUGACCAGCUUUACAUCAAACCGAUGUGUGUUACUGUUAAUGAUUCCCUGUGGUAAAAAUAAAAGGUGUCAUAACCACAACUCGCUUACUUCCUGUCAUGUGGGAUUGUGUCAAAAGAGAAACCGAACCUUAUGAAAUAUAAACCUACUUCUGAAGAAUUUUAAAAAUAAAAACCAGUCAAAUGGAAUUUCCCACAUUGAAAUAACCCCUUAAAUUCUUUAUAAAAACUGAGGUGUAAAAAAUAUCAUUUGUGAUUUUUAUGGGGAGGUUUCUGCCAGAGUUUAUUUUCCUGUCAACAUUGCUCAUAUCACAGGGUUUCUGUGUAUAAAGUUUAAAAUAGUAUCAACUGUUUGUUUAAAAUCAAGUGAAGGAAUUAUUUUUGUCAUUAUGUUCUCGGCCCAUCCUUAUGAUUCAAAAAUGUAUGAAUGAUUGUGUUGUCUAUACCCUUCAUUAUUUGUAUUCUUGUUGUAUAGGGUGUAUCUUAUUAUUAAAUGCUUCUUUUUUUGUUUACUCUGGGGAGCUCUGAAAGUU
Molecule: messenger RNA, 1806 nt
Organism: Paralichthys olivaceus (Japanese flounder)
Lineage: Eukaryota; Metazoa; Chordata; Actinopteri; Pleuronectiformes; Paralichthyidae
Gene: cd226
Product: CD226 molecule
Biological process (GO): positive regulation of Fc receptor mediated stimulatory signaling pathway; positive regulation of immunoglobulin mediated immune response; positive regulation of type II interferon production
Cellular component (GO): external side of plasma membrane
Source: RefSeq, a predicted model, not a curated record